Prorocentrum cordatum is the source of this 1500-nucleotide messenger RNA. Lineage: Eukaryota; Dinophyceae; Prorocentrales; Prorocentraceae. The record is from the annotation of a GenBank genome assembly.
GUGACGGUGACGGUCAGCACGAAGGUGGUUGGGGUUUCGGUGCCGCGGCUCGAGGUGCGCGAUGGCGCGGUGAAUGAGGGCAUCGCGUGGGACGUAUUCAAGUGGCAGUUGAUGGAAAUCGCGCGCGCGAUUGGUCUCAGCUGCGCCGGUGGCGCCGCCGUCGGCCUCGCCGAUUUCCGGGCGGCGCGCGUCGCUUCCAGCAAGCCCUUCGGGCGCUGGGGCAGCGCCUGCGCCGACGUCGGGGGCGUCGGCUUCGACGGGCCCGACACCGCAGCGAGGCGGGCGAACCAGGCAGGCGGCCGGAUCAGCCUGGCCGACGACUUGCGCAACGCAUUCGCGGGCACCACCGCGCACGGCAUGUUUGUUGCGCAUGGCGCGGAGAAAGACAACGUCGACGGCUUUGGCGCCUGCCGCCGGGCCAGGUGCAUGGACCGGCGCGGGGGUGCCGAGGGGGGUCAGAUCAAGCUAGCGCCAGACGGGCUCUUUGACAAACGCGUCGGUUUCACAGAGCACCUCAGAGCCGUUAAUGGGCCGAUGAAUUAUCGCGCCCUGCAGGUCAAGAAGCAGUUCGAUAAGGAUGAACUCAGCUUCGUCCCGAUCACGUCUUCGAUCUUGCUGGGACUGCAGACGGGCGAUGCGUCGGGCGUCUGCGUGCGCCUGAAGACCAACGCAGGCCUGAACGUGGAUGCCAGCAACGCUGGCGCCGGCGGUGUCAAGGAACAGCGAGACUCUGCGGUGGCGUCGUUCUGGCUGGUCACAGAUGGCGACAAGCCGAACGUGGUCCUGAAACGCAUUGCGACCGAGGUGGGCGCGAAUAUCCCAGUGCUGGUCAACGGCAGGGCACUCGACGCUGAUGACCAGCCGCGCGCGUCCCUCGAUGCGAUGGCUGAUCUGGCGGGCAAGCCAGCGCCCGCCAGGGCGCGCGCCGAGCCCCAGAAGGCAGUUGCGAGGGGCGCGCGCCGUUCGCGGAGUGGAUCUCAGCUGCGGCAGCGCAGCUGCGCGCUUUGUACCGCCGCGCCCGCUGCGUUCGAGGGGCGCCUCGCGCGCGAGAAGCGGCCGCGCGCCAUCGCUCGCGCAGCGGGGUUUCGACGCGGCACGCUGGCGGCGUGCGCCGCGACGAUGGCGGGCGCAGCCGCGGGCAAGCGGCGCGCCCAGACGGGGCCAUCGAAGUGGCCGGCGGCCCAGAUGUCGCGCUCGCGCAGCCCGCGCCGACCCGCGGCAGCAGCCGCGGCAGCGCCGCGGAGCAAUGAGCUCGAGAGGCAGGCUGGGCACGUAGAGAUGCAGACGCACGCGCUGAGGCAUGCCCUGCAGGAGCAGCUGGCCGCGUUUCAGAGGCUGCUGAUCGCGCGGCAGAGGCGGGCUCUGCUGGAGCAGCUGACCGCGCGGCGCGCAGCUGGUGGGCGAUCCUUCGGCGUCAACGGGGAGCUGGCCGGUGAAGACCUGGGCAGCGCAAGCGACGCCAGCAGCGCCAUAGGCUACAACAGCCACGUGGCCGAAGAG